CAUUAAUUAAAAUAUUUCCAUUAACUAACCAUUUUCUUUUCAUGGAUAAUAACUAUUCAAGUAUGGCAUUGACAUAUAGUUGGUUAUAUAUAGUCCUAGCACUAUCAGUGUUAGUGUUUGGAAAUGAUUUAAUUGAAGAUCCACAGAAUGAUCUUACAAUUAAAUUAGUUGCUCCAUGGUCUAGUACUGAUUUUAAAUUAAAUUUACUUGAAAGUAUAAGUGUUAGAAAUGCUUCGAAUUAUUUACCAACCCUUUUAACUUUAUUUAAUUUAAAUGAAGAUGAUAGUGAGUUACAAACUAAACAACCAGAACAAAUCUUUAAUCAACUUAUUACACAACUUCAGGUUGAUAAAGAGACUAAAUCACUUAUUGAAUUUGAUAUUACUUAUAAAGUUAAUUCACCUCGAAUUCAAACUCAUUAUGAACAUUAUAAACAUGAAGUUGAAGAUGAAUUUUCUAAAAGAUUGAUUAAAGAAUGUAAACAUGAUUCAUUUGGUAAACAAAUCUUAUCUGAUGAAAAAGUUAAGCAUGAUGCAUGGGUUUUAUAUAAUGAUAAAUUAUAUUGUUCUUCUGAUGAUCUUUAUGCUUUAAAGACAGAUUCAAAUUCAAAAGUAUCAAUUUUACCAUUCGAUAGAAUAAUUGGUGACAAUGAUGAUGCCCCCUUAUUAAUAUUAUAUGCCGAUUACAGAUCAGAUCAAUUCUCAGGUUUCUUUACUAAUCUCUAUCAGAGUGCUCAAUCAGGGAAAUUAAGAUUUAUAUGGAGAUAUAUUCCAAGUCAAUCAACAACUGAAGAUGAACAACUUGCUGGUUAUGGUAUAGAUUUAACAUUAAAGAAUAGUUAUUUAGUUGAUGAUGAUGCUCAAGAUAUCUCUGAUCUGAAAGUAAAUUCAUCAUCAAUUAAAAAACUUGAUAUAGCUGAAGAUUUCUUAAAGAUUAAAAAUCAAAAUGAUCUUAAACUGAUAUCUAAAAAGGAACUUGAAGAUUUAGGAGCUCAAUUAACUUCAUUUAUUAUGAAUAAUCAAUAUACUAAUUAUUCAAAAUUUGAAUUAUUAAAUUCUAUUCUUGAAGAUUUUCCUAAAUUUGCUCAUUAUUUAACUAAAGUUCCUAAAGAUGGCAAUUUCGAUAAAGUUAAAGAAUAUAUGCAUAAUAAUGAACUAGCAGGAUUAACAUCGGCUUCAACUGAUAUAUAUAUUAAUGGAUCUCCAAUCAAUAAAUUAGAAUUAGAUGUAUUCAAAUUAGUUGAAAAAAUUGAAUCUGAACUUCAAUUAAUUAAAGAUUUAAAAGAUUUUGGACUUACAGUAGAACAAGCAAAAGUUCUUAUAACAAGAUAUGCAGAAAUAAGUGCAGUAAAACAAUCACAAUUCCGGUCAGGAAAUUCCGUUAUGGGAAAUAAUGAAAAUAGAUUUAAAGUAUUUUCAGAUUCUUAUAAGUUAAAGAAAAGAGGAGGUGUGGUAUUUUUUAAUGAUAUAGAAGAAGAUCCUAAUUAUAGACAAUAUACUACCGAUAGAAAUGAAGCUUAUUUUGGACCUGAAGCUCUUACAUUACAAUCAAAUCAAAUUCCUCCACUUCGUGAAAACAUUCAUGAUUUAAUAUUUGUAGUUAAUUUCGGGAAUAAAGAACAAUUAAGAGUAUUUUUAACAUUAACUAAAUUAAUAUUAGAUAAUGGUAUACCUCAACAAGUAGGUAUAAUUCCAAUUUUAGGAGAUGAUCCAAUAGAUUUAAAACUUGCAGAAAGAUUUUAUUUCUUAGUUGAAAAGGCUAGUCCACAAGAAGCAUUAGCAUUAAUUUAUAAAUAUUAUGAAGCAGGAAAUGGUGAUGAAGUUGAAGAAUUACUUAAAUUAAUUGAAAUUCCUGAGGAUAAUAAAUUUGAUGAAAGUAUUUUAUUAAAGACUUUAAAUAAAUAUUCUAUUGAAACUGCUUCAAUUAUAUUUAAUGGAGUCAUAUAUGAAUUAGAUUCUCCUAAUUGGCAAAUGGCUAUGGGUAAUCAAUUAUCUCAAGAUAUUGCCUUAAUAAGACGUCAUAUUGAAGAUGGAAUUCCUAAGGGUAAAUCUUUAAAGAGUUUAUUAUAUGAGAAUGCAAAAUCAGAAAGAGAUUUAAGAAUUAUACCUAAAGAUCCUGAGAAUGUUAUUUAUAAAUCUAUUGAUAAAGAAUUAAUUUCAAAUUCAACUGUUUUUAAAAAGAGUGGAUUUUCUUAUGAUGUAUCAGGAACAUUUUGGUUAAUUGGAGAUUUUAAUAAAUUAUCAGUUAUUAAACAAUUAAUUACUUUAUUGGAAAUGCUUGAAGAAUCUGAAUAUGAUUUUCAAAUUAGAAUAUUUAAUUCAGGAACUCCAGUAAAGGUUAUUGAAGAAAUUAAAUCUAAAUUUAUACUUAGAUCUUUAACUCUUAGUGAAAUCGAAGCAAUAUUAGAAAUACUUAUUAAAGUAAAAAGUUCAUCUGAAUCACCAGAUAUUGAAUCAAGAAAAUUUUUAGAAUCGAAAAAGUUACCAGUUUAUCAUACAUUUAUGUUAUUUAAUGGACGUUAUUUCAGAUUGGAUAAGAAUUUUUCAGAAAAGGAAAUUAAUUUAUUAUUAGAAUAUGAAUUUAGUCAAAGAUUAGAAGUAUUUCAAGAUGUUGUAAAUAGGAAUACAGACCACUUUAAAAAUAAGAAACUUGUUGAAUUUAAUAAAUUUGGUAAUAAACUUAAUAAUAGAGAUUGGUUUGAUUUAGUAUCAACAUUAGUAACAAAAUCCUUCCAUCCUGAUGAUAAAUUAUAUGUUACUGAUGUUAAUAGAUUUGAUUUAUCUAGAUUAGAUCCUAGGAAUCUGUUUGAAAUAUCUCCUUAUGAUCCUAAAAAGUUAGUUGACAUAUUCUUAUUAAUAGAUCCCUUUGACGAAUUUUCUCAGAAAGCUAUUAGUAUAAUCAAUAGUGUCAAAGAUUUUUCAUUUGUAAAUACUAGAAUUUUAUUACAACCUCGAGUUGAAGCUAUAGAUGAUGUAAAAAUCAAGAGAUUUUAUAAGGGAAAUUAUCCCUCAUCCAAGUUACAAUUUGAUUCUAAAAGUAUUAUUAGUCAAUUUAGUACUAAUUUUACAAAUAUUCCUGGAUCAACUUUAUUGACAACAGAUUUAGAUAUACCUUCACGUUGGAUUACUACUGCCAAGGAUAGCUCUAUUGGAGUAGAUUUGGAUAAUAUUAAGUUUGAUAAUUAUGAUAAUAAGUCAAUUUAUGGAACUUAUGAAUUAAGAAAUAUAUUAGUAGAAGGGUUUGCUCGUGAUGUUUCUAAUGGUAGAUCUCCAGCUGGUGUGGCAAUUGAAUUAGCUCUGAAAUGGUCAUCAGAUGAUUAUUAUACUGAUACUAAUAUAAUGUCUCACUUAGGAUAUUUACAACUUCAAGCAAAACCAGGUCUUUGGAAAUUUAGAAUAAAAGAUGGUAAGAGUUCAAAACAUUACUCUUUAUUAUCUAGUACUGAAAAUAAGUUUACUUCUAAUAAUGUUUCUAAAUCUGAUGAAAUAAUUAGUAUUUUGAAUCUCAAGGGUCUUACUGUGUACCCAAGAUUAAGGAAGAAUCCUGACUAUAAAGAUGUUUCAUUCUUAUUUGAUGAUGAUGAAUCUGUAGUUGAAGAUAAUAAAUCAAAUCAAAAACCAUUGGAACUUGUUAACAAAUGGUUAGGUAAUAAUAAUUCGAAGAAACAAGCAGAUAUUAAUGUUUUCUCAAUUGCUAGUGGUCAUCUUUAUGAGAAAUUAAUUUCAAUUAUGAUGACAUCAGUAACAAAAAAUACUGAUAAACUGGUAAAAUUUUGGAUUAUUGAAAAUUUUGUAUCUUCAAAUUUUAAACAAUUAUUACCUGAAUUAGCUCAAAAAUAUAAUUUUGAUUAUCAAUUUAUUACUUAUAAAUGGCCAAAUUUCUUGAGAAAGCAAAGAGAGAAACAUAGAACUGUUUGGGGUUAUAAAAUGUUAUUUUUAGAUGUUUUAUUUCCUCAAGAUCUUAAAAAAGUUAUCUUUAUUGAUGCAGAUCAAAUUGCUAGAACCGAUUUACAAAAUUUAGUAGAUAUUGAUUUACAAGGUGCACCAUAUGGGUUUACACCAAUGUGUGAUUCUCGUGAAGAAAUGGAAGGAUAUAGAUUCUGGAAACAAGGAUAUUGGUCUCAAGUUUUAGGAGAUGAUUUAAAGUAUCAUAUUAGUGCUUUAUAUGUUGUUGAUUUAGUACAAUUUAGAAAAUUAACUGCUGGUGAUAGACUUAGAUCCCAUUAUCAAAAAUUAUCAUCUGAUCCAGGAUCUUUAUCAAAUUUAGAUCAAGAUUUACCAAAUAAUAUGCAAAGACAACUUAAAAUAUUUAGUUUACCACAAGAAUGGUUAUGGUGUGAAACUUGGUGUUCUGAUGAUACAUUAGGUAAAGCUAAAAUGAUUGAUUUAUGUAAUAAUCCAAUUACUAAAGAAAAUAAGUUAGAUACUGCUAAACGUUUAAUACCAGAAUGGACAGAAUAUAAUCAAGAGAUUGAACACUUGAUUUCUAUAGUAGAAGAGAAACAACGUUUACAAAAUACUUUAAACAGCAAAAGAAAUGAAAAAGAAAAAGAAAAAGAAACAGAAAAAGAAAACAAAAAUGAAAGCGAUGAGGACCAUGAUGAUGAACAAUGGCUCCAUGAUGAAUUGUAAAUAGGCUAUUUAAAUAAAUAUUAAAUGAAGUAAGUAAGUAAGUAAAAUUAAUAAAACAAUUUGCAACUUUUUUUACAG
Scheffersomyces amazonensis is the source of this 4709-nucleotide messenger RNA. It is a transcript of the gene KRE5, whose product is annotated as Kre5p. Gene Ontology annotation, cellular component: endoplasmic reticulum. The coding region runs from base 42 to 4631 and encodes 1529 amino acids. The record is from RefSeq and is a predicted model, not a curated record. NCBI's taxonomy places the organism in Eukaryota, Fungi, Ascomycota, Pichiomycetes, Serinales, Debaryomycetaceae. The transcript has a single exon. Gene Ontology annotation, molecular function: UDP-glucose:glycoprotein glucosyltransferase activity.